Messenger RNA from Bufo bufo (common toad), 2491 nucleotides. Its product is annotated as E3 SUMO-protein ligase ZBED1-like. The transcript has 2 exons. The record is from RefSeq and is a predicted model, not a curated record. Bases 68 to 2011 code for a protein of 647 amino acids. NCBI's taxonomy places the organism in Eukaryota, Metazoa, Chordata, Amphibia, Anura, Bufonidae. Gene Ontology annotation, molecular function: DNA binding; protein dimerization activity.
GAUCACAGAAAAGAGCAGGAGCUGGGCGGAGAAGAAAAAUAUAUCCAUUUUAAAUUGCACCUAUAAGAUGGCAUCCAGUUUGGGCACCACAAUAAGAAGAAAGAGGGAAAAGGUUUCUAGUCUUGAGAUGACCUCAUCCAGUUUGUCCACGGACCACUGCAAGCCCAAGCUGUGGAACUACUACACAAAGCUUGGAGAUACCUGCGUGGAAUGUAAGGUCUGCAGGAAGCAGCUGUCUUCCCAAAACAGCACCGCAGCCAUGCGGGAGCACCUCGUGAAGAGGCACAGCCUCCGUAGCAUUGGCAUUCCUCAAACUAAGGAACAACCCGAGCUUGAUUACCAUGAACAAGAAGGGGCGGCUAAGAGGUUGCGACAAGCAGUGCCCAUUAAUGGCUUCUGCCCGUCGGUCUCGGAGUCACAGCCGCAGGUAAUCGCUGACCUGAUAUUGGAGAUGAUCUACCGGGACCUUCAUCCUCUUUCGGUAGUGGAAGAUAAGGGCUUUGGUCUCCUCCUUGGCUACUUGGAACCAAAUGUCGACCCUCCAAGCUCAACACAACUUGCGGAUAUGUUGUGGCACAAAUACACCAUCGUGAAACAGCAAGUCAAGUGUUGUCUCCAGUCUGCCCUCUCCGUGGUCCUCUCCAUUGAAAGCUGGGAUGACCAUUCCAAGAAGUCCUGCCUCAGCAUUACCGCAAAUGUCAUUGACAGUGAGUGGAGGUUAUGUAGGUACUUGCUGGAAACACAACACGUUCUCCCAACCAAGACUGAUGACAACUUGACGGAACGAUUGUAUUUGGUCCUGACAGAGUUUGGAUUAUCUAGUAACCUCGUGUUAUGUGUUGUAUACGAUCGAUCAGUGUCGUUGACCGCUCAUGCCCAAUCUUUAAAAGAUACUUACGGGUGGGCCAGUCUCUGCUGCACUUCCCACGUGCUACAGCUUUGUGUGCAAGCGGGGCUGGAGGUCCAGGAAGUGAAGGAAGUGUUAGGUGCAGCCAGAGGGUUGGUGAGCUACUUCCAAGAGGACUUCAAGGCCAGUUGUUACCUCAAUGCCAAGCUGGAAGCUAUGAACAAGCCCAGGCUGGUCAUGGACACAGAGAGGUACUGGAUUAGCACUUUAGAGAUGUGUCAGAGUUUGUUAGACCUUAAGUGGGCAAUCCUUUCAGUUUUGGAGGAACGGGGGGCAAAGAACUUGUCGGGGCAGCACUGGAAGUUGCUGCAAGACUUGGUGCCCAUGUUGAAGACUAUAUGGAUUGCAGCGGCCUUCUUGCAGGAAGAACAGAAUGCUUCCAUUUCAUGCUUGAUGCCCUGUGUUCAUGGUAUUUUUACCACCAUCGGGCAAACAUCCGAGGGUGGCAGCAGUGUUAUUAAAGCUGUCGCCUGUGAAAUACGCUCCGAGAUCUGUCGACACUGGGAUAUGAUGGAUGAAGGGAAACUAAUAACCAACCCUUCUGCAGUUGCCUCCUUUUUGGACCCUCGCUUCAAAGAGUUGAGGUUCCUUAAACCAUGGGCUAGAGGAGAGCUGCACACCGUAGUGAGAAACAUGCUCUCACAGAUGUGCGAGCCAUGCGCCCCUCACCGCUCCUGGAUACCAAGCAGCUGUGCCAUUGAAAGUGGUAUGGAGACCCUUCCAUUGCCUGUUCAGAAGGACAAAGGGCCCAUUGUUGGGUCUGAAAAAGUCUAUGAUCUUCUACUUGGAAGAGAUCCAACGGAGAAUAUGCCUGAUGCUCACCAGCAGUUGGAGAACUACAUAGUGGAACCUGUCUGCAAACGUACCACGGACCCUCUAGCGUGGUGGAACAGUAAACACCACCGCUUCCCGACACUGGCUCGAUUAGCCCGGCAAUAUCUUGUUAUACCGGCCACUGCUGUGAAGCCGGACCAUGCUUUUAGCACAGUAUUUGACCCACUGGAGAAGCGCCGCGCUGCUCUGGAAGCCAAGUAUAUGGACCAGAUCCUUUUCUUACACCAGAAUAAGGACUUGGUAGAAUGGAGCAUGAAACCAAAUGUCUGAGGGUUAUCUGCUCCUUUUCUUGUCUUUGUCUGAAAAGUGGACUAUAUGGGUUUAAAGAACCCUUCGGCCUUCUUCUUGUACAUAACCCUUCACAAUCCUAACGUCCAUCUAGUACUGGACACCACUUCACCUGCUCUACUUUCAUGUCCUCUAUACGUGGAGGUCUGUCAAACCUGGUACCAAAGAGAAGUGGAGCAGUUUCCCGUCGCUGCUGAUCAGAUUCCAGCCCCCAUUUAUAGGUGUAGUCUGGUGCUAUCGGCAACUGCUCCACUUUUCGUUUGCACCAGUUUUAGUCACCCUCCCUUGACACCUCUACUUCAUGUGCACAGCUUAUGUUAUGAACCCUUGUUAGUAAUUCUGUAGAUAUCUGUACAGUUCCUUCACAUGCACUUUUCAAUAUUUUGACUUUUUUGCAAAAUUUUUAAAAUAUUAACUGCACCCCCCCACCUAAUAAUGUAUGCGUUUAAAUAUUGUACAUGA